AUGACUGCCAAAGAUGCUGAGGUUCCUCAUGAGGAUCAUAAAGAGGUCGCUGUCGAGAUGGACGAUAUUCGAAACGACCCCAAAGCCGAGGCCCUCAACGAGGCUGCCAUGGACGCCGAGCUUGAGCAGCUCGAACAAGAGCUCCAGGGUGUGAAGAAGUCUCGCUUCGAGCUCGGCUUUUCCAAUCCUGCGCUCUUUACCUACGUCCUCGUGGCUUUUGCCUCGCUGGGUGGCCUGCUUUCUGGUCUCGACCAGUCGCUGAUUAGUGGUGCCAACCUCACCAUGCCGGAGGCACUCCAUCUGUCGGCUUCGCAAGCCAGUCUGGUCAAUGCCGGCAUGUCCCUCGGUGCCGUGGGGGGUGCUCUGAUCCUUGGUCCUUCCAACGAGUAUCUCGGUCGACGUAUGGCCAUCAUUGUCUCCUGCGUCCUCUACACAAUUGGUGCGGGAUUGAUGGCCGGCGCGAUCAGUUUUGGUAUGAUGUUCGCUGGCCGCUUCGUCCUCGGUAUGGGAGUCGGUCUCGAGGGAGGUACUGUCCCUGUCUAUGUUGCUGAAUCUGUCCCCAGUAGGAUUCGCGGUAACCUGGUCUCGCUCUACCAGUUGAACAUCGCGCUGGGUGAAGUUCUAGGCUACGCGGUGGGCGCCAUGUUCUUUGGGGUGCAUGGUGACUGGCGCUUCAUCCUUGGUUCCUCACUCGUCUUUUCGACUCUCCUCUUUGUCGGUAUGAUCUUCAUGCCCGAGAGUCCCCGCUACCUGAUGCACAAGAGCCGGCCAGUGGAGGCCUACGGUGUCUGGAAGCGCAUCCGCGGCUUCGGCACCUACGAGUCCAAAGCCGAGUUCCUGGGCAUGCGCCAUGCCGUCGCGGCUGAGAACGAAGAGCAGCAUAAUACCAAGAAAUGGGCCUGGCUGGACUUCUUCACCGACAGCCGGGCGCGCCGCGCCAUGAUCUACGCCAACGUCAUGGUUUUCCUGGGCCAGUUCACCGGCGUCAACGCCGUCAUGACCUACAUGGGUGUGCUGAUGACCAAAAUCGGCUUCGACAGCCGCACCGCCGUCUACAUGUCGCUCGUCGGCGGCGGCUCCCUCCUCCUCGGCACCAUCCCCGCUGUCCUGUACAUGGAGAAAUUCGGCCGCCGCUACUGGGCCAACGUCAUGCUCCCCGGCUUCUUCCUCGGCCUCGUCCUCGUCGGCGCCGGCUACACCGUCGACUACACCGCCCACCCCGCCACCGCGGAGGGCCUCUACCUCACCGGCAUCAUCCUCUACAUGGGCUUCUUCGGCUCCUACGCCUGCCUCACCUGGGUCAUCCCCGCCGAGGUCUUCCCCACCUACCUGCGCAGCUACGGCAUGACCACCGCCGACGCAAACCUCUUCCUGUGCUCCUUCAUCGUCACCUACAACUUCACCCGCAUGAUGAACUCCAUGACCCGCAUCGGCCUCACCCUCGGCUUCUACGGCGGCAUCGCCGUCCUCGGCUGGUUCUACCAGGUCCUCUUCAUGCCCGAGACCAAGAACAAGUCCCUCGAGGAAAUCGACGAGCUCUUCUCCAAGCCCACCUCCGUCAUCGUCCGGCAGAACGUGAAGAGUACCGUUGAGAUCAUGCGUGAUCUCGGCCACUUCCGCUUCAGGAAGGUUUUUACUCCUAGUGCAUAG
Molecule: messenger RNA, 1650 nt
Organism: Aspergillus clavatus NRRL 1
Lineage: Eukaryota; Fungi; Ascomycota; Eurotiomycetes; Eurotiales; Aspergillaceae
Product: putative MFS sugar transporter
Exons: 2
Coding region: 1-1650 (549 amino acids)
Biological process (GO): transmembrane transport
Cellular component (GO): membrane
Molecular function (GO): myo-inositol:proton symporter activity
Source: RefSeq, a predicted model, not a curated record